CCGCUAUCCCUACGAUUGACCGAUGGCUACAAAUUGUAACUCCCCGGAGAAAGAGGGGCGAGUGGACGCUUCCACUCUUCCCGUCCUCUUCCUCGCCUUCGCCUCCCUGCGGAAACCGAGCCACUCUGCUCGCGUCGCGGCGGCGGAGCAAUGGCGCGGCUGCCUGGCGGUGGCGGGUGUCCGCCCCGCAAGACCAUGGUCGGGCUCGGGCUGGGACAGCUCGUCUCCCUCCUCGUCACCGGCACCGGCUUCGCCUCCUCCGAGCUCUCCCGCCGAGGAAUCAACGUGCCAACGUCACAGUCGCUGCUCAACUACCUGUUCCUUGGAAUCGUGUACGGGAGCAUUCUGCUAUACAGAAGGAAGCCUCUGCAGAUGAAAUGGUACUACUAUUUAAUACUAGGCUUAGUCGAUGUAGAGGCAAAUUAUCUAGUUGUCAAGGCUUACCAGUACACAUCUCUGACAAGCGUUAUGCUUCUUGAUUGCUGGUCUAUUCCGGCUGUGAUAUUCCUUACAUGGAUGUUUUUGAAGACCAAGUACAGAUUCAGAAAAUAUAGUGGUGUGGCUAUUUGUGUCGCAGGGCUUGUGCUAGUUGUAUUUUCUGAUGUCCAUGCUGGUGAUAGAGCAGGAGGUGCAAGCCCGGUUAAAGGAGAUAUACUUGUAAUUGCUGGCGCCACCCUUUAUGCAAUCAGUAAUGUUAGUGAGGAGUUCCUCGUAAAAGUCGGUGAUCGGGUUGAGUUGAUGGGGAUGUUAGGACUAUUUGGAGCUAUUAUCAGUGCUUGUCAAAUAAGCAUAUUUGAACGCAAUGAGAUAGAAUCUAUACAGUGGAGUGUUGGUGCUGUGGUACCAUUUAUUGGAUUUGCAGUAGCAAUGUUCAUGUUUUACUCUCUAGUUCCAAUUUUACUAAAGAUCAGUGGUUCAACAAUGCUAAACCUUUCAUUACUAACCUCAGACAUGUGGGCUAUUCUCAUCCGUGUGUUUGCCUACCAUGAAAAGGUAGACUGGAUGUACUAUGUGGCAUUUGGUGCAGUUGCAAUUGGGCUGGUUAUUUACUCGGGCGAUUCGAACAGCGAUGACAAAAGGGGGCAAGUUGCUGAGUCCACUGAUGCUGAGGGAAGGCUGCCUGAUGAGGAGGCUGCUGUUGAUCCAAAAUGUCAGGGUGCUGCAUCAUCUGGCAUCAGACAAUCAGAUGAUGGUAAAACUCCUCCCACUGUUAUCAUACCUAAAGAGCCACUUGAUCAAACUUGUUAGUAACAAUGGACACUACAGAACAAUAGAGGAUGCAAACAUCCAAAGAGAGAUUUUGUUAACGGGAUUAAUUAUGUUUUAUGUUGAAGGAAAUGGCCUCUAUCAUGCCCUCAGCAACGAGGAGCUGAGCUGAGUUUCUCGGGAGUUACUAGGAAUUAGGAUUGUAGAAUCAUCGGGUUGAAUUGAAAUACACAUGUACUCCAGACUCCUCCAGUAGGCCAGCAUAUUUCAUGCAGUUUGCUGUAAUGUAAUUUUGGAAUGUAUUUUUAUCUUUUCUUUGGCACUUCUAAAGGAAGUUCCAGUUAGCCAGAAAGUAUUGAGUGCAGACAGUUGUAUUGGGGAAAUUUUCUCCAUGUAAGAGCACUGAAGGUUUGAUGUGCCGGUGGUAAACAAGCAGUGUUAUGCUAUUAUCCUCUUUUUCAUGUCUUCAUAC
Messenger RNA from Oryza brachyantha (malo sina), 1678 nucleotides. Its product is annotated as solute carrier family 35 member F1-like. Gene Ontology annotation, cellular component: membrane. The record is from RefSeq and is a predicted model, not a curated record. Gene Ontology annotation, biological process: transmembrane transport. The coding region runs from base 151 to 1248 and encodes 365 amino acids. The transcript has 11 exons. Lineage: Eukaryota; Viridiplantae; Streptophyta; Magnoliopsida; Poales; Poaceae. Gene Ontology annotation, molecular function: transmembrane transporter activity.